GUCUUUUUCGUGGCCAAAGUUUCGCGCUUAAUCUGAUGAGAGACGCUCACGUAAUAAUCCCCAAUCAUGUCUUUUAGGAGCCACCUUGAACAGGGAGAUCAGAGCCGGCGGGGGUGUUAAUGUUAUUCCCCCUUCCGGCGGAACUGUCCUCCCGCUCUCUGACAACACACCUUCCCGUCUAUCGAUAUUUAUUGAUCGGGGGUUUCGAUCGGAGCGGGUUCGCUGUUAAAUCUGCGACAUUCACUCGACGCCAGGUGGAAAACUCCAGCCGUUUCCAGAUGCUUCUCUACAGCGGCGGAGAGCGUUGCCAUUAGCCGCCGUAGCGGCGAGUGGGCGGUUCAGUGUGACGCUGCGGUUGCUGAUUGGCGCGAAGGUUCGCGUUGUUUCCAGAAGCUUCUGGGGUGAUUGGGGUCGGGUGUUUGUCCAGGCAACAUGUCUAAGGGACCAGCAGUUGGAAUUGAUCUUGGGACAACCUACUCAUGUGUAGGUGUCUUCCAACAUGGCAAAGUUGAAAUUAUUGCCAAUGACCAAGGCAACCGCACCACUCCAAGUUAUGUUGCCUUCACUGAUACAGAGAGACUGAUCGGUGAUGCAGCCAAGAAUCAGGUGGCUAUGAACCCAACCAACACUGUCUUUGAUGCCAAGCGCCUAAUUGGGCGUAGAUUUGAGGAUUCUGUUGUCCAAGCUGACAUGAAGCACUGGCCUUUCAAUGUAAUAAAUGAUGGUAGUCGUCCUAAAGUUCAGGUUGAAUACAAAGGUGAAAGCAAGUCUUUUUAUCCAGAGGAAAUUUCUUCAAUGGUGCUCACAAAAAUGAAAGAAAUUGCAGAAGCGUACCUUGGAAAGACUGUUACAAAUGUUGUUAUUACAGUUCCUGCUUAUUUUAAUGACUCUCAACGCCAGGCAACAAAAGAUGCUGGAACAAUUUCUGGACUUAAUGUCCUCCGUAUUAUAAAUGAGCCAACUGCUGCUGCCAUAGCUUAUGGCUUGGAUAAAAAGGUCGGUACUGAAAGAAAUGUCCUGAUUUUUGAUCUGGGUGGUGGUACUUUCGAUGUCUCCAUCUUGACCAUUGAAGAUGGAAUCUUUGAAGUCAAAUCUACAGCUGGUGACACUCACCUUGGUGGCGAAGACUUUGACAAUCGCAUGGUCAACCAUUUUAUUGCUGAAUUCAAACGUAAAAACAAAAAAGACAUUACCGACAACAAGAGAGCUGUUCGCCGUCUCCGCACUGCCUGUGAACGUGCAAAGCGUACACUGUCAUCCAGUACACAGGCUAGCAUUGAAAUUGACUCUCUGUACGAGGGUGUUGAUUUUUAUACCUCAAUCACUAGAGCACGAUUUGAAGAGCUCAAUGCUGACCUCUUCCGCGGCACUCUUGACCCUGUAGAGAAAUCCUUGCGAGAUGCCAAGUUUGACAAGGCUCAAAUCCAUGAUAUUGUGCUGGUUGGUGGAUCCACCCGCAUUCCCAAAAUCCAGAAGUUGUUGCAAGAUUUCUUCAAUGGCAAGGAAUUGAACAAGAGCAUCAAUCCUGACGAGGCUGUUGCAUAUGGUGCAGCUGUGCAGGCUGCCAUCUUGGCUGGUGACAAGUCAGAAAAUGUACAGGAUCUACUAUUAUUAGAUGUCACUCCUCUCUCUUUGGGCAUUGAGACAGCUGGCGGUGUGAUGACUGUCUUGAUCAAACGAAAUACUACCAUUCCAACAAAGCAAACACAGACAUUCACCACCUACUCUGACAACCAGCCAGGGGUGCUCAUUCAGGUAUUUGAGGGUGAGAGAGCAAUGACGAAAGAUAACAACUUGCUGGGCAAGUUUGAGCUGACUGGAAUUCCACCUGCUCCAAGGGGUGUGCCUCAAAUUGAGGUGACUUUUGAUAUUGAUGCCAAUGGUAUCUUGAAUGUGUCUGCAGUGGACAAGAGCACCGGAAAAGAAAACAAGAUCACCAUCACAAAUGACAAAGGUCGUUUAAGCAAAGAGGAUAUUGAACGUAUGGUCCAAGAGGCUGAGAAAUACAAAGCAGAAGAUGAACAGCAGCGUGAUAAAGUGUCUUCAAAGAACUCUCUUGAGUCCUAUGCAUUCAACAUGAAAGCUACCAUUGAAGAUGAGAAGCUAAAGGGCAGAAUAAGUGAUGAUGACAAGCAGAAGGUUCUGGACAAAUGUAAUGAAGUUAUCAACUGGCUGGACAAGAACCAGACUGCAGAAAAAGAUGAAUAUGAACAUCAACUGAAAGAAAUUGAGAAGAUCUGCAAUCCAAUCAUGGCCAAGUUAUAUCAGAAUGCUGGUGGUAUGCCAGAAGGCUUUCCUGCAGCUGGUGCUGCUCCUGGAGGAACAUCUGGACCAACUAUUGAAGAAGUUGACUAAGAUACAUGCAUCAUUAAUUUGCUUGUUAGUGUAUUGUAAUGUAAACAACUCAUUAUUGUUACUCAAUGUGGUGUAAGUUUAACGAGACUUUUAAAAACAUCUGGAUCAAUAAAUGUUGAGAAUGUGAUUGUCUUGUAGAAUGCGAAAAUUGCUUAAAAUGUUUAAACAAUCUCUUGUUCAGUUCCAAUGGAAGCUUUCUUCUCUGAACACUCCUGGUUUUUAAUUCUCUAAUUUGAAUGUCCACAUUUUCUAUUGGCGUUUCACUUCACAUCCACCUAAAUUAGAACUGCAUUAAAAUUCAGUAAAAAGGCAGCAACUAAAAUAUUAACUUCUCUCCACAGGGGUAGUUGCAUUAUUUGAUUUCUACUUUUUUUUUGUUUUUUUUUUCUUUAAGCUUGUUGGUUCUGCUUGAGAAGGUGGUUUAAGUUUGGAGUGAGUUUCAUUUGACAUCUUGAAACCUUUAAUGACUUUUUUCAAAUAAGCAGUUACUUUAGCGGAUGCUGCCCGACCUGCUGAGUUCAUCCAGCCUUUUUGUACGUCUUGAUUUGACCACAGCAUCUGCAGUGUACUUUGUGUUUAGCAACCCCACUACCUUUCCCCUAUCAUAUCCCUUGUGGACUUUGAUCUUGGAAUGGAACAUGAAGCUUUAGUCUAGCCAGUGCCUAAAUUUUAGAAUUAAAUUGACUUUAUUUUUUACAUCCUUCACAUGAGUAAGUCUUCACGAUACAUCUCAAUGUGCAGAUUAUAGUAAUUUGUAAUGAAUCAUAUGUAAGAAAGAAAGAUACAACAGAUUGAAUUCUGCCAUACUCUAGUAUAGAUUUUCUCAUUGCAAGUAAGUUAUGUUGUAACUUUUUAAUGUAAGAAACAACAGUUUUGAUCCUUCACAUUUAAAAGGGGCAGAUGUUACAUGGGGAAAAUUUCAUGAGAAGGGAAGGGAAGAGAAGGGACUGGGGAGUCAUUUUUAAAAAAAACUGAAUUUAGAGAGAAUUGUUAAAUAGUCCCCUCUCCCUUUUUACCUAGUAACAAAUCUCUCUACUGACCCAUUUCCUCGUACUUAACCCAUGGAUUUGCCUGCUUUGAAUGCCUGUGGGAGUGCCUACCCUCUGGGCAUAUUUUGUUUUGUUGGUCAGGUGGCAGUGAAAUAAGCUUUGUAAUUUCCUGUCAUUUAACCUACAAAUUAUUUCACCAGAUGGUACAAAUUACUGGUUACACAUCAGCU
Messenger RNA from Hypanus sabinus (Atlantic stingray), 3574 nucleotides. Its product is annotated as heat shock cognate 71 kDa protein. Gene Ontology annotation, biological process: protein refolding; vesicle-mediated transport; cellular response to unfolded protein. Gene Ontology annotation, cellular component: cytoplasm; plasma membrane; nucleus. Gene Ontology annotation, molecular function: ATP-dependent protein folding chaperone; misfolded protein binding; ATP hydrolysis activity. The transcript has 9 exons. Bases 433 to 2355 code for a protein of 640 amino acids. The record is from RefSeq and is a predicted model, not a curated record. NCBI's taxonomy places the organism in Eukaryota, Metazoa, Chordata, Chondrichthyes, Myliobatiformes, Dasyatidae.